Messenger RNA from Archocentrus centrarchus (flier cichlid), 1558 nucleotides. RefSeq lists its product as uncharacterized. The transcript is spliced from 3 exons. The record is from RefSeq and is a predicted model, not a curated record. Lineage: Eukaryota; Metazoa; Chordata; Actinopteri; Cichliformes; Cichlidae. The coding region runs from base 23 to 1558 and encodes 511 amino acids.
AAUAAGGUUAAGGCUCACUACAAUGCUUGGUAAAGAGGCUGUUGUGCCAAGUGAACGUGUCUUAGGUCUUAAGGUGAGAGGCUACAACUCCUCAGAAAUGAUUGAACUCCCUCCUGCUUACACUAAAGACUGUAUACCAGUUAAUCGCUCCCACAUUCCUUCCUGUGAAACGGCAAGACAGUGGAAUCAUCUUAAGGUAAUAGUGAACGAGAUUCCUUCACAACUAGAAUGUGAAUUUGGGCUUUUAAUUGGCUACAAUUGCUCUAAGGCAUUAGCUCCAAGGCAGGUAAUCUUAGGAGGAGAGAACGAACCCUAUGCAGUCCGAACAGCACUGGGCUGGAGUAUUGUAGGACCCACAUCAUCCCACAGUGACUCUUUUACCAUGUCUGCUGUGUGUCACAGAGUCACAGUCAAAGAGCUUCCUUUAAUGACCCCAGCUGAUGCACUCAAGGUUCUCGAGUCUGACUUUAAGGAUGAUAACAAGGAUAACAGAUCAGUGUCUCAGGAUGACAUUCUCUUUCUGAAUACAUUGAAGGAAGGCAUUUACAAAAACAAUGAAGGACAUUAUGAAAUGCCACUUCCAUUUAAGGAGAGACCUCACUUACCAGACAAUAAGCAAAUGGCCACUGUGCGACUUCAAAGCCUCAAAAACAAGCUGUUGAAAGACCAAAGGUACAAGGAGCAAUAUGUAAAAUUUAUGAGUGAAGUCACAGAGAAGGGUGAUGCUGAGGAAGAGCACAGUGAAGCAAAGGAAGGAGAAAAGUGGUAUAUUCCCCACCACGGGAUAUAUCAUCCCCAAAAACCAGACAAACUCAGAGUAGUUUUCGACGCCUCAGCAAAAUACAAAGGUAACAGUCUCAAUGAUCACUUGCUGUCAGGGCCAGAUUUGUUGAACAGUCUAAAUGGUGUUUUAAUCAGAUUCAGACGGCAUCAAGUUGCACUGUUGUGUGACAUUGAAAAAAUGUUCCACCAAUUUCAUGUGUAUGAAGCAGAUAGAGACUAUUUAAGAUUUUUAUGGUGGACAGAUGGCAACCUGGACACUGAGCCUCAGGAGUUUCGAAUGAAGGUUCACCUUUUUGGCGCCACAUCCUCGCCAGGGUGUGCCAAUUAUGGAUUAAAACAUCUUGCAAAAGAAAAUGAGACACAGUUUCCCCUUGCAUCUCAGUUCAUAAUAAAGGAUUUCUAUGUGGACGACGGUGUAACAAGCACGGCAAGCAUCGAGGAAGCUAUUCAGCUAGCUCAGGAGGCUCAGACACUCUGUGCAUCAGGCAGCCUCAGACUACACAAGUUUGUGAGUAACAACAAAACAGUGUUGGAAAGCAUUCCACCAUCAGAACGUGCCUCCCCACAGCAAGCAUGUGACCUGGCAUUUAAUGACUCUAAACUUGAAAGAGCACUAGGCAUUCAUUGGCACAUAGACUCAGACACACUCAGGUUUCGCUUUCUUCCCAACGACCAACCUGCUACAAGGCGUGGCAUCCUAUCUAUGGCAAAAGAGUGCUUCAAGAGGCAUGCAAACAAGGCACAAGCUGGGAUGAUCCCCUUUCCAGUGAACUAA